Morus notabilis is the source of this 1601-nucleotide messenger RNA. RefSeq lists its product as uncharacterized. NCBI's taxonomy places the organism in Eukaryota, Viridiplantae, Streptophyta, Magnoliopsida, Rosales, Moraceae. Bases 102 to 1292 code for a protein of 396 amino acids. The record is from RefSeq and is a predicted model, not a curated record. The transcript has 6 exons.
AUAGAGAGAGGAGAGAGGAGAGAGAGAGACGCGACGGAAAGUGAGAGAGAGAGAGAAGAAAGAGAGAGUGAAAAGGUUGGUGGUGGUGGUGGCUGUUUGCCAUGGCAACCCUUCCCUCCAUCCUUUCCUCCUCUUCUUCUUCUUCUCUUCUUCCUCUGCACCGUCCCUCUCUACCCCGCUCUCGUUCCUCGCUAUGUUUCUUCCCUCUCCGGUCCUCCUCACCAGCUUCUAGAAAGUUCCAAACCCUAGUUCGAGCUUCCUCUGCUCCUUCUUUCGGCGAUCUCAGCUCCAACUUCCGCUCUUCUCGAUUUGAAUCCUCCAAGAAAUCGGCUCUGUCAAAUUUGAUACACGAGAUAGAACCAUUGGACGUGAGUCUGAUUCAGAAAGAUGUUCCACCGGCCACUGUGGACGCCAUGAAGAGGACUAUCUCCGGCAUGCUGGGCUUACUUCCGUCUGACCAAUUUCAAGUGCUUAUUGAGGCUUUAUGGGAACCCCUAUCCAAGUUGUUGGUUUCUUCUAUGAUGACUGGGUAUACAUUACGAAAUGCUGAGUAUAGGCUUUGCCUAAAAAAAAAUUUUGAUGCUUGUGAAGAAAAUCUUGAAAAAGAAAGGAUGGAAAGUUCUAAAUUUGAUGUACAAGGAAUGUUGCGUGAAAGCGCUAGUACAAUCAAACCAUCUGCAAAAGAUGAGCUAUCAUCUAAAUCUGGAAAGAUCUGUGUAGAUCCUUCUAAGAAUAAUGAAAAACAAGGCCUUGGUGAUAUGUCCCCUGAAGCUCAAGAAUAUAUUCAGCAGUUGCGGUCACAGUUAUCGUCUGUUAAAAAGGAGCUCCACGAAGUUAAAAGGAGAAGUGCUGCUCUCCAGAUGCAGCAGUUUGUUGGAGAAGAAAAGAAUGAUUUACUGGACUAUUUGAGAUCACUACAACCAGAAAAGGUAGCAGAGUUGUCAGAACCUACAUCUCCUGAACUGAAAGAAAUGAUCCACUCAGUUGUCCAUGGUCUUCUUGCAACCCUAUCUCCAAGAAUGCAUUCCAAGGUGCCUCCGCUGUCAGAGAAUACCACGACUGGAACAGUGAGUGCGGAGGGUGGAGAUUGUGCUGAAAUUGUUGAAAACACUUCGCUUCAAUUUCAGCCCCUUAUUUUGUUGACUCGAGACUAUCUUGCAAGACUACUCUUCUGGUGCAUGCUAUUGGGACACUACCUCAGGGGACUUGAGUAUCGAAUGGAGCUAAUGGAACUUCUAUCCCUGAGAAGCGAUUCUGAAGGUGAUACAGAUUAUGGCAAGCAAGCUGCUUGAGAGUUUUCAAAUUGUUACACAUGUCUUAAUCCUUUUAUUCUCUAUUUGAUUUUCAGUGGUGCAAGCCGCUACAUUUUUACCAUCUUUGCUCUCAUUGUGUCCAAAAUAAUACGCGUUGAUCAUGCUUCGUUUAAGUUUAUAUAAUUAAUGUUAUCGUUGUUUUCUGAGAACGUGAUGAUAUGGUCGAUUUUCCCUCUGGCUCUGGGCAAAAACAAAUCUGAAACAAAAGUUAAGAAUGAUCGCGUUGACUUCCUUGUAUGACAUUGUUCUACUCGACCAUGUAUAAUUAGAAUAUUUUUCUUUUCCAUG